Molecule: messenger RNA, 6145 nt
Organism: Stegostoma tigrinum
Lineage: Eukaryota; Metazoa; Chordata; Chondrichthyes; Orectolobiformes; Stegostomatidae
Product: neutral alpha-glucosidase C-like
Exons: 26
Coding region: 348-3296 (982 amino acids)
Biological process (GO): N-glycan processing; carbohydrate metabolic process
Molecular function (GO): carbohydrate binding; alpha-1,4-glucosidase activity
Source: RefSeq, a predicted model, not a curated record
CCUCCCUCCGCAGAGGGGAAGCAGGAGGUGGGGUGUAGAGGAGAGUGGUGGGAGAACCGGGUAUUUCCAUCAGCAGCUAGAACCCGCCCUUCUAACGGAAGCAACCACUCCUAUCCCAGCCAACACUGGCGUCUGCCACGUACGACCUCCAACCACCAGGUGGAGCCGAGUGAUCCGACUGUUUUAUUUCGUUACGCAGCUCCCUGUAUUUUAGCCUACCUUUCCCAGAAAGCUCUUUGGUGAUGGGUGGAGGAAGUCAAAGCCAAGAAAAGAGAAGGCUGUGAGUACUCAGUGGAGCAUCAGAAAAAUAAGCCGCCUAGUAAAGAGACCACCUGUUCAAAUGCUCAAUGUUGACAGUCGAGCAACACAGGAGGAAGACUUUUCAAGCAAAAAACAAACAUAAGAUGGAGUCCAAUAUUCACAAUACUGAGGAGAGCAGUGCACUUGCGGAAGUAGUUGAGAGCAACAAAUUCAAGACAACUGGGGACAUUGCAUUCUACAGGCGUCAGAAGAGGUUGUUGCCAGGAAAUUCUCCAUAUCAUGCCUUGCUGGAUACUCUUGAACUGUCAAGCUGCAAAGCCACACUACAGCUGCUUAAUGAAGAGAAUAAGGUUUCACUCCUUUUGGAGGUCUUUGCCCUUGAGGAUCAUGUAAUCAGGAUAAAAGUGAACGAGUUGAAGCCAAUGAAGCUGAGAUAUGAAGUGCCUGAUGUUAUUGUUAGCGAACCAGUUACACAAAGAUUGACUGAAGUGUCGAAGGAUGGGCUUUCUUUAACACUGGCUGCAGCUGAUGGAUGCACCCAGGUACUGGUUAUAGCAAAGCCAUUUCGAAUGGAAAUUCAGAAUCAUGGUGAAGUGUCCAUGUGUGUCAAUUCCCUCGGGUAUUUAUACUUUGAACAUCUGCGUAAGAAGUCACAAUCUGAAGGCUUUUUAGGAGGACAGAAUUCCAAGUUUUUUCUAGAGGUGAAGACAUACUUCAUUGAAUUUGAAAGCUCCAGUUUUAAGAUUAAGCUUAUUUUCCUGGACUUCUCCACGAGGGGAUGGAUAAUGCUAAACACAAGAGAAAGCAGACAGGAGAGCAAAAGGAAACGUAAUGUGGAGACGGAGAAGGAGAGUGAAGAAGAUCUAGGCUUGUGGAAGGAGCAAUUUCAUGAAUUCAUAGACAUCAAAGUCAAUGGCCCAACGUCUGUUGGCUUGGAUUUCUCCCUGCCUGGUUUCGAGUACAUUUAUGGAAUUCCAGAGCACACGGAGAACCUACGGCUGAAAACUACAAGUCAAGAAGAUCCCUACAGGUUGUAUAACCUAGAUGUAUUUGCGUGUAAACUCCACAGUCGAAUGAGUGUGUAUGGCUCUGUGCCUCUCCUCCUGGCACAGAAACAAAGCAAUACCAUGGGGAUUUUCUGGCUAAAUGCUUCUGAGACAUUGGUGGAUAUCAGCCUGAAUACAGAGAGUAAGAUUUCAUUGGGCAAGACAAAAAAAUUGAAGACUGAUGAUGAUGUGUUACCGAGGACAGAUGUACGGUGGAUGUCUGAGAGUGGAAUAAUUGAUGCGUUUAUUUUGAUGGGUCCCAGUGCUUUUGAUGUUUUCAAUCAGUACUCAAGACUGACAGGUCUUCAGACAUUUCCUCCUCUAUUUGCUUUGGGUCACCACCAGUGCCGCUACAGCUACAAGGAUGAAAAUGAUGUUGAACAAGUAGAUGCUGGCUUUGACAUGAAUGACAUUCCUAAUGAUGUCAUCUGGCUUGACAUUGACCACACUGAAGGGAAACGUUAUUUUACCUGGGACAGGACAAAGUUUUCUAGACCUCGAGAAAUGCAAGAGUACCUACGAGCUAAAGAUCGGAAGCUAGUUGUUAUCAUUGAUCCUCACAUCAAAGUAGACAAGAAGUACCCAUUGUACUGUGAAGCCAAAUCCAAGAAGUACUUUGUCAUGGAUAAAGAUGGUGAGGAGUACCAUGGCUCCUGUUGGCCAGGUGUGUCAGCCUACUUAGAUUUCACGAAUCCCAUAGUCCGUAACUGGUAUGCCAACUUGCAUGGAUUGGACCAGUACAAGGAUUCCACAGAUAUUCUUUUUGUCUGGAAUGACAUGAAUGAGCCGGCUGUAUUUAGUGGACCAGAACUCACCAUGCACAAGAAUGCAGUGCACGCUGGUGGGUGGGAGCAUCGAGAGAUGCACAACCUGUAUGGUUUUUAUCAGCAAUGGGCAACAGCCGAAGGUCUGACUCGUCGAUCUGGAGGAAUGGAGAGGCCAUUUGUCUUGACUCGUUCUUUCUUUGCUGGAUCACAGAGAUAUGGAGCUGUAUGGACAGGAGACAAUGUAGCUGAAUGGAGUUACCUUAAAAUCUCGAUCCCGAUGCUACUUAAUCUCAGUUUAACUGGAAUCUCCUUCUGUGGAGCUGACAUAGGUGGAUUUGCACAGAAUCCUGAGCCAGAACUCCUUGUUCGCUGGUACCAGGCUGCUGCAUACCAGCCUUUCUUCAGGAACCAUUCCAACGCAGAAACAAAGCGCCGAGAGCCUUGGUUGUUCGGAGAGGAUAACACUAGGAUUAUCCGGGAAACAAUUCAAGAACGAUAUGCCUUGUUGCCAUUCUGGUACACCCUCUUCUACAUGGCCCAUACCAAAGCAGAGCCAGUAAUCAGACCUUUAUGGGUGAAUUUUCCUGAGGAGGUCAACACAUUUGCAGUUGAUGAUGAAUACAUGAUAGGAGAAGCCUUGCUGGUGCAUCCAGUGACUGAUUCUGGAGUCACAGAGGUGAAUGUGUUACUUCCUGGGAAAGGGGAGCUAUGGUACUGUCUCAGAACCUUACAACGGUAUGAUGGUGAGCAGAUUCUGCAUGUUUCUGUAACCCUCGAAAGUGUACCUAUUUAUCAGCGUGGAGGCACCGUCAUACCCAGGAAGACACAAGUGUUGAGGUCCACAAAGGCUAUGGAGACAGUUUCCUAUGUUUUAUAUAUUGCGCUGAAUUCUGAGAACUCAGCCACAGGCAAAUUGUUUCUUGAUGAUGGGCACUCGUUCAACUAUAAGAACAAGAAUCAAUUCUUACUGAGGAAAUUCAGCUUCAAGGACAACACAUUUUCAUCAGUGUGUGCUGAUGAGAAGGGACGGUACUGCACUGAGUGUGUGGUAGAGAGGAUCCUUGUUAUGGGAGCUGCAAGACCUACGUGUGUGAUGGCACGGCAUCCAGAUGGACAAGAGAGCACAGUGAAUUUCUCCCAUAAUGCAGGGAAGUCCUCUUUAAACAUUGAAGGUCUGUGUCUUAAUUUAGGGUGCGACUGGACAGUGAAGUUUCAUUACUGAUGGGCAGACAUUGAGCUGUCUGUAUCAAAGUAGAAGUGUUCUUCAUUUGAAUUCAUGGUCAACUGCUAUUUUGAUGUCAGUUCUGUGGGGAGAUGAUGGAAUGUCACUGGACUAGUCAUCCAAAGACCCAGUCAAAUGUUCUGGGGUUAAAAUCCCAUCAGUUCAGUUGAAAUCAACUAAUAAAUCUGGAAUAUAAAGCAAGACCCAGAAGUGAUGACCAUGACACCUCUCAUUAAUUGUUGUAAAGACCCAUGGUUCAUUGAUGUCCUCAAGGGAAGGAUAAUUGCCAUUCUUACUGGUCUGGUCUAUAUGUGACUCCAGGCCACUGCAAUGUGGCAAUUCUUCGCUAAACUCUCAAUGAGUGGAGAGGCAAUUAUGAAACAGCAAUAAAUGCUGACCUUGUCAGUGACACCCAUAGCCCUUCAACAGAUUCAAUUUCUGCCAAAAAUCCAAUCUUGUGUUGGAUAUUUUAAAGCCCUGUGACUUUCUAAUUACUAUUACAUGAAUACCUCUUUUUUAUCCCCUAUGUUAAGCUAAUUGACGUAAUCUAACUGAAAUAUAAACAGUUAUACAUAUUUAAGCAUAAGGCAACCUAACUCUCCGAUUUUCAAUCUCUUAGAGGACGAUUAGUGAAACAUGGAGCAGGUACGUUCCAGAUUUGAUCCUCAGUGUGUGAUCUUGACCAGAUGGUAGAGCUAAUACAAACUACAGGGCAGUGACUCUUAUAGAGAUGUGCAUGUUUGUAGAACUCAUGUCAGCAUAAAGUUGGACUGAGCUGUGCUGCUUUUUACAGUUUGAGAAGCCUGUUGAUCUCUGUUUCUAGAUUGACAGGUUGACACAUUGAAUGACUAAUUGAAUUAGAGCUGCAUUAGAGAUUAACCUCUGCUUUUGGGAAUUGUAACCACAGAUGAGUUAUACCCUUUAAAGUAAGGAAAUAAAGUUGAUUCUGUGUUCACCAAUAGGAUCGUAAAGCAUGUUUACUAGAAAUUUGACUACUUUUGGUGGCAUAAGACCCACAACCGCAUUAGAGAUUAUUGUAAAAUGUGCCGUACUAAUCGGAAAAUAAGCUAAUUGACAGUGUAAAGUCAAAUGUUAAAAAAAAACUUUCUUGGAACACAAUAAGUCACAGCUUGCUUAAGCUGGUUUGAUGAAAGCUCACUGACCUGAACCAUUAACUCUGUUUUCCUGUCCAUGAAUAUUUCUUUUCUUGUUCAGUACUGUAUUUCCAACAUUUUCUGUUUGUAUAACUUGUGCUGGAUUGUGUAAUUUGAUGCCAGUUUCUGCAGGGAGCCAUCUUCUUCCAUUGUCAGACCAGCAGCAGACUUGGGACUCAUUUAACUCACAUUGCAAGGACAAACAUCCACCAACACAGGUCUCCACAUUGUCAUUUAAUCUGCAGAUCUUAGACCUGAUCGAUUGGUUGUAGAAUAGCUUAGACCUUGUCUGUCAGUUGCUGCUUGUGCUUUUUGGCAUGAAAGUAGCUUGCUUUGUAGCUUCACCAACUGCUCAUUUUUAGGUAUGCCUUGACCUGCUCCUGGCAUGUCCUCCUGCAUUCUCCAUUGAACCCGGGUGACCCCUCUAAUGUUAGAAUCAGGAAUAUGCCAGGUCAUUGACGGGUUGUGUUGCAGUGUGAUUCUGCUGCUCUGUGUCUUCAGUUGCUGUAUCUUUUCAAAGUCUGUUUUGUGACUCAACAGUGUAAGGUAUUGCUGUGAAGAUAGAACUUUACCUUUACAAGGACCUUGCGGAAGUCACUUUUACUGAGCAGGAAGUGCACCAGCUGCUAUAUGCCAAAUUAAGGGUGAUUAAAAACCACAAAUGUUGCUGCACCACUCAGAUGAUUUAUAUUGCUACAGAUGUUCAGGUUCUUUUGUGAAAUUUCUAUUAUAAAUUGUUGCAUUUGUCUCUCAGUCACCAACAAUUGUUAAGAAAAUAAACUGUUGUCUGAUGAAUAAGGUUUUAUUUGUCUGUUUCAGCUUUCUGCCCUGUUUCAAUUGUUAAUAGACAAAGAAGAAAUAUAAAUCUUUCCAUUUAUUCUGGAGAAGCUUCCUAUUCCAAAGGACCACUUUAUGCUCUUUUUUGUUGGAUCCUUCAGCAAAUGUCUUUGAAGGCACAGGAGAGCCACAUUAAGAGCAUUUCUUGACGGUUUUCUUCACCCCUGCAAAGUGUUAUCAUGUUACUACAAACAAUCCUCAAACCACUUGUAUCAUCCGGUUCAUACUUGAAAGAUUUUAUGCUUAGAAUUUGAAUUUGAGAGUAAUUUUGGGAUUUUCAUGAACCACAUGUGUUUUUUGGACAAUCCCUGCAAAUUAUUAAGUUUAUUGACUUUCAGUUUCACAAAUGACCUAAUUAUAGUACAGGUAUUUCUCCUAUAACAUGAUAGUUGCAUUCCUGUGUGACCUCAUGCUAUAGAAAAUCACCUGAAAGGAAAUCACUAUACCUGUACAGUAGAUAGUUCAUAUUAUCCAGUGUCCACUAUUGAUCAAUCACAUUAUAGCUAAUUUGCAUGAACAAAACAUGCAUUAUAGGAGAAAUACCUAUAAUGAAUGUAGUUCUGUAAUCAUGACACUAUUGCACCUCUGUAUUUCACUUUUCGCACUAUCAGCCCAUUCAAGAUUGUUCACAUCUGCUGCCAGUUAAUCUCGAACAAAUCUAAAAGGGUUGUCACUGCUCAAAAUAUGUUUUUUUUUUAACUCCAAGAUAGCAAGAACUGCAGAUUCUGGAGUCAGACAACACAGUAUGGAGCUCAUCCUCCAGCUCCAUACUGUGUUGCAUCUAUAUUUUUUAACUUUUGUCUUCGGAUUUUUAGCAUUCUGUGAUUCCAGAUCCAUUGUAUUGAGUAAUGUUUAGUG